ACGGCGUUUGUUCUUUCUGUAGUGAAUCCGUGAGUCUUCACUAAACCGCCGGAGUUAGGAAGAAGAAGACGACGACGAAGAUGAGUUCAUCGUUUGCUCUUCGAGAUUUGCAGAGAGACCUAGAGAACAAGGCCAAUGAUCUCGGCAAACAUCAGAAAGAAAUCGCGAAGAAUCACCAGCUGAGGAAGAAGUAUACGAUCCAACUCGGUGAGAACGAGCUCGUGCUUAAGGAGUUGGAUUUGCUGGAGGAAGACGCAAACGUCUACAAACUGAUUGGUCCGGUGCUAGUGAAGCAGGAUUUGGCAGAAGCAAACGCAAAUGUUCGCAAAAGAAUCGAGUACAUCUCUGCUGAAUUGAAACGGCUUGACAGAUUUAUCCAAGGUCUGGAAGGAGAACAAAACAGCAAGAGAGAAGCGAUGAUGAAAAUACAACAACGGCUACAAUCUAUCCAGGCUGGAAAAGCAAAGGCUUGAUUGAGCUUGUCAGUUGCAACCACAUUUGUCGAAGCCCUUACACUUGUGCUCGGCCCAGUCUUAGUGGUGUCAUAUUUCAGUUAUUGAGAGUUCCUGUGGUUUCAGUUUUGUGGUGAUGGAUGUCUCUAAUUUUCUGUGUUGACUACUGCACUUGAAUGUGUAAACUUAUACAGAUCUUUACGCCCUCUCAGUUAUGAAUUUAGAGAUUUACACAA
Molecule: messenger RNA, 688 nt
Organism: Eutrema salsugineum
Lineage: Eukaryota; Viridiplantae; Streptophyta; Magnoliopsida; Brassicales; Brassicaceae
Product: prefoldin subunit 6
Exons: 5
Coding region: 81-473 (130 amino acids)
Biological process (GO): protein folding; chaperone-mediated protein complex assembly
Cellular component (GO): cytoplasm; prefoldin complex
Molecular function (GO): protein-folding chaperone binding
Source: RefSeq, a predicted model, not a curated record